Molecule: messenger RNA, 1742 nt
Organism: Rhodamnia argentea
Lineage: Eukaryota; Viridiplantae; Streptophyta; Magnoliopsida; Myrtales; Myrtaceae
Product: lysosomal Pro-X carboxypeptidase-like
Exons: 9
Coding region: 44-1534 (496 amino acids)
Biological process (GO): proteolysis
Molecular function (GO): dipeptidyl-peptidase activity; serine-type exopeptidase activity
Source: RefSeq, a predicted model, not a curated record
UUGGAAUUCUUCACAAACACACUUCUUGUGCACGCAACAAACCAUGACUCUUUCUCGGCUCUAUUUCAUCAUCUCCUUCAUUCUAUCCGCAGCUUCGAUUUCUGGACACAAACUUUACACUCCGACGCUGAGUCUACAACGCAAAAAUUUCCUCCGAGAUCCGGAACGUGCAGUUUCGGCAUCCGUAUCUAAUGACUUCGAAACCUUCUUCUUCAACCAAACGCUCGAUCAUUUCAACUAUAGACCCGAGAGCUACACCACCUUCAGGCAGAGAUACUUGAUCAACUCCAAAUAUUGGGGCGGUGCAAAUUCUAGUGCGCCGAUCUUUGUUUACCUCGGUGCCGAAGAGCCGAUAGACGAAGACUUAAUAGGGAUCGGGUUUCUGACCGACAACGCAGCUCAAUUCAAGGCUCUAUUAGUCUAUAUCGAGCACCGGUAUUAUGGUGAGUCAAUUCCACUUGGGAUGAGCUUCGAAGAAGCUCUCAAAGAUGCAAAUGUUCGUGGGUAUUUUAGCUCGGCCCAAGCUUUGGCCGAUUAUGCAGCCAUCAUCUUGCACAUGAAGCAGAAUCUGAAAGCCAGGGAUUCUCCAGUUAUUGUCGUGGGAGGAUCAUAUGGAGGAAUGCUUGCCUCGUGGUUCCGGCUAAAAUAUCCACACGUGACCCUCGGAGCUUUGGCCUCAUCAGCUCCAAUACUGUAUUUUGACGACAUUACCCCGCAGGAUGCAUACUAUUGGGUGGUCACCAAAGAUUUUAAGGAAGCUAGCGAGACUUGCUACCAAGCUAUAGGAGACUCAUGGUCGGAGAUCGAUAGAGUUGCUCAAGAGCCUAAUGGCACUGCAAACUUAAGCAAGAUGUUCAAGACAUGCAAGCCUUUAAAGAGUGGGGAUGAGCUGAAGGAUUACUUGACAUCUUUAUACGCGGGAGCAGCUCAAUAUGAUGAUCCGGUUAGGAAUCCGGUGACAGUAAUAUGCAACGGCAUUGAUGGAGCAAAUACUACUGAAAAUGGCGUUCUUGGCAAAAUAUUUGCAGGCGUCGUCGCCUAUCACGUGAACUCCCCAUGCUACGUCAAUCCUCCAACUAAUGUUUCCGAAACUGAUUUGGGUUGGGGGUGGCAGAGAUGCAGCGAAAUGGUAAUGCCCAUAGGCAUCACAAACAAUUCUAUGUUCCCGUCCUACCCUUUCGUCUUGAGUAGCUUCAUUGACGAAUGCAACUCCUCGUACGGCGUUGUGCCUCGCCCGCAUUGGGUCACUACAUACUACGGUGGUCAUGAUAUAGAGCUAAUUCUUCUUAGGUUCGGCAGCAACAUCAUUUUCUCAAAUGGACUCCGAGAUCCUUACAGCAGCGCAGGGGUCCUAAAGAACAUUUCUGACAGUAUCAUCGCCGUCUACACAGAGAAAGGUUCCCACUGUUUGGAUAUACUUGCACAGAAGCAAACCGAUCCGGACUGGUUGGUCAUGCAGCGAAAAACUGAAAUCGAGACUAUCAAAGGGUGGUUGGCCACAUAUUAUGCCGAUCUUCUUGCUUUCAAACAGUGAUAUGAUGAGUUGUAUUGCCAUAAAUAUGGAUGGUGAAUUGAUUCGGGGAAGGCCAUUUAGAUAUCUGAUGAGAACAAAAGAAUAAGGCCUAUGUAUCUCACCAUGAAGUUAUCCCUGUAUUUCUUUGCUCCAUAAGAACGAGCUCGUAAUCAAGGAAAUCAAAAUGACUUCACCUAAUUUUAUAUUUAAGGCAUCUAUGUAGUUCAUA